AUGAAAGGAGGCAACUGGAUAUUGUUCAACCCUUCCAUCACAUCCAGUUGGGUCGUCAAGAAACUAUGCAAGGUCAAGGACAAGCUGUUGAGGUGGAUGAACACUCCGACAUACUCUAUUACAAAAGUAUACAAUGACCUCAGGGGAGGAGGCAGUAGAGUCGGAUGGAACCACUUUGUAAGGAACAGAUUAACCACUCCCAGAAGCAGGUUCAUUAACUGGUUAGCGUUCAACAACCGUCUGAAAACAAAACUUCGCCUAAAGAUUGCUGGGGUUGUCGGUUCUGACACUUGCCCGAUCUGCGAAUUGGAGAGUGAAACAGUGAAUCAUCUUUUCUUCCAAUGCCCAUUUAUUCAGAAAUGUGUAGCUAAAUUGAAGGAAUGGUAUGAGACUAAUAGUAAGAUUAAGACUCUGGAAGAUAUCCUCAGGAAGAACCGCCUAACACGACACAGAAGAAAACAAUUUGAGGCCACUCUCUGCAACCUCAUCUAUGUGAUUUGGAGCGCCAGAAAUGACGCCGUGUGGAAUCACAAAGUUCCAUUGGUUAACCAAGUGGUUGACAGCGUCAAGGACGCCUUGGAGACCAAAUUCAAAUUCUUAGCAUCCUUGAGAUAUGAUCCAACGUGA
Messenger RNA from Amaranthus tricolor (Joseph's coat), 627 nucleotides. RefSeq lists its product as uncharacterized. Lineage: Eukaryota; Viridiplantae; Streptophyta; Magnoliopsida; Caryophyllales; Amaranthaceae. The record is from RefSeq and is a predicted model, not a curated record. The transcript has a single exon. Bases 1 to 627 code for a protein of 208 amino acids.